AUGAAGCUCGCAGGUUUGAAAUCGAUCGAGAACGCUCAUGAAGAUUCCGUUUGGGCAGCGACUUGGGUUCCGGCGACGGAAGAUAGAUCGGCUUUGCUUCUGACUGGAUCUCUAGACGAGACGGUGAAGUUAUGGAGACCGGACGAGCUAGAUCUUGUUCGGACCAAUACCGGACACUCUUUGGGAGUAGCAGCUGUAGCGGCGCAUCCUUCUGGGAUUAUUGCAGCAUCUUCUUCGCUCGAUUGCUUUGUCCGUGUCUUCGAUGUUGACACUAAUGCCACUAUUUCUGUUUUGGAAGCUCCUCCUUCUGAGGUUUGGGGAUUGCAAUUUGAACCUAAGGGUACCCUCCUUGCUGUCGCAGGGGGAAGUAGUGCCUCGGUCAAGCUUUGGGACACUGCAAGCUGGCGAUUAGUCUCAACUCUAUCAAUUCCACGUCCAGAAGCACCAAAACCUUCUGAUAAAACCAGCAGCAAGAAAUUUGUUCUCUCAGUGGCUUGGUCUCCUAACGGGAAACGACUAGCCUGUGGUUCGAUGGAUGGCACGAUCUGUGUCUUUGAUGUUGACCGCUCAAAGCUUCUUCACCAGCUAGAAGGUCACAACAUGCCUGUAAGGUCCCUUGUGUUCUCCCCUGUAGACCCGAGAGUCCUCUUCUCCGGAUCAGAUGAUGGGCAUGUGAACAUGCACGAUGCAGAAGGGAAAACGCUGGUGGGAUCCAUGUCGGGGCACACGAGCUGGGUGCUGAGCGUUGAUGCUAGUCCAGAAGGUGGAGCCAUAGCAACGGGCUCGAGCGAUAGAACUGUGAAGCUGUGGGAUCUUAAGAUGAGAGCGGCGAUUCAGACAAUGAGCAACCACAAUGACCAGGUUUGGUCUGUGGCGUUUAGACCACCUGGUGGAACCGGUGUCCGGGCUGGUAGACUCGCUAGUGUCUCUGACGACAAGAGUGUAUCGCUCUAUGAUUAUUCAUGA
Messenger RNA from Arabis nemorensis, 966 nucleotides. The record is from the annotation of a GenBank genome assembly. Lineage: Eukaryota; Viridiplantae; Streptophyta; Magnoliopsida; Brassicales; Brassicaceae.